AUGGUGGGACUUGGAACCGGACCCCGGCCACGAGCCUAUGGGGAGAGUGAGGCCCCCAGUCUUGGUGGGGUACAGGUCUGGCCAAGCACUGCAGAGCCCUCCGGGAGGCCAGUGGUGAUGGUGGUCCCAGCCGUGGGACUGGCGGAAGGCAGCAGCCCCCUGGAGCCAUCAGAGCCUGGACCAUGGCGCGGUGAGGUGGUGGUGGCCCCCACAGGACUUGAGGGCCAGUGCCCAACCAUCAGUGGGAGCAUCCCUGCUGUCAUCGUCACGGACCUGGGGGGCCCGGAGGAGGAGGCGGGCGCCGUGCCCCCCGGCAGCCUGCCCGUCCGGAAGCUGUCGUCGUCCUCAGCCUUUUCCACUGGCUUCUCCUCAUCCUGGGAGGAGUCCGAGGAGGACAUCUCCAGUGACCCCGAGCGCACCCUGGACCAGACACCGGCCUUCCUGCAGACCCUGGACCAGCAGAAGCCCCGAGUGAGCAAAUCAUGGCGGAAGAUCAAGAAUAUGGUGCACUGGUCCCCAUUUGUGAUGUCUUUCAAGAAGAAGUAUCCUUGGAUCCAGCUAGCGGGACACGCAGGUAGUUUCAAGGCAGCGGCCAACGGCAGGAUACUGAAGAAGCACUGUGAAUCAGAGCAGCGCUGCCUCGACCGCCUGAUGAAUGAUGUCCUGAAGCCCUAUGUUCCUGCCUACCACGGCGACGUUGUGAAGGACGGGGAGCGAUACAACCAGAUGGAAGAUCUGCUGGCUGAAUUUGACUCCCCCUGUGUUAUGGACUGCAAAAUGGGGGUCAGGACAUACUUGGAGGAGGAGCUGAUAAAGGCCCGGAAGAAGCCGAGCUUAAGGAAGGACAUGUACCAGAAGAUGAUCGAGGUGGACCCUGAUGCCCCCACCGAGGAGGAGAAUGUGCUGCGUGCAGUAACGAAGCCCCGCUACAUGCAGUGGAGGGAGACCAUCAGCUCGACUGCCACGCUGGGUUUCAGGAUCGAGGGGAUAAAGAAAGAGGACGGCACUGUGAACCGGGACUUCAAGAAGACACGGACAAAGGAACAAGUCACGGAGGCCUUCAGGGAGUUCACCAGAGGAAACCGCAAUGUUUUGAACAGUUACCUUAACCGGUUGAAGGGUAUCCGCGCUACCCUGGAGACAUCCCCGUUCUUCAAAUGCCAUGAGGUAAUUGGGAGCUCCCUCCUCUUUAUUCACGACAAGAAGGAACAGGCCAAAGUCUGGAUGAUUGACUUUGGGAAAACCACCCCGCUGCCGGAGGGACAAGUUCUCCAGCACAACGUGCCCUGGGUGGAAGGCAACAGAGAGGACGGCUACCUCUGGGGGCUGGACAACCUCAUUCAGAUCCUGACAGAGUUGUCCCAGAGCGAAGACUUGCAUUAAAGCCACGUGUCCGACUCUGCCACUACCCCCAACCUGUCCCCGACUGACUCUUCUGAACUGCACUACAAGACACUUUCCAGCCCUCGCCCUUCCCGUUUGAAAGCUAUACUCUCCCUAUU
Molecule: messenger RNA, 1502 nt
Organism: Charadrius vociferus (killdeer)
Lineage: Eukaryota; Metazoa; Chordata; Aves; Charadriiformes; Charadriidae
Gene: ITPKB
Product: inositol-trisphosphate 3-kinase B
Exons: 7
Coding region: 1-1383 (460 amino acids)
Biological process (GO): inositol phosphate biosynthetic process
Cellular component (GO): nucleus; cytoplasm
Molecular function (GO): inositol-1,4,5-trisphosphate 3-kinase activity; inositol tetrakisphosphate kinase activity
Source: RefSeq, a predicted model, not a curated record